This is a messenger RNA of Auxenochlorella protothecoides, 1770 nucleotides long. RefSeq names its product Serine hydroxymethyltransferase, mitochondrial. The coding region runs from base 1 to 1770 and encodes 589 amino acids. The record is from RefSeq and is a predicted model, not a curated record. Gene Ontology annotation, molecular function: zinc ion binding; glycine hydroxymethyltransferase activity; serine binding. Lineage: Eukaryota; Viridiplantae; Chlorophyta; Trebouxiophyceae; Chlorellales; Chlorellaceae. The transcript is spliced from 11 exons. Gene Ontology annotation, biological process: tetrahydrofolate interconversion; L-serine catabolic process; folic acid metabolic process. Gene Ontology annotation, cellular component: cytoplasm.
AUGAGCCUGGCCCUCCUUCGCCGCGGGGUGGGCGCGUCCCGGUCCCUGGCGAGCAUCAGCAACCAAGCUGACUAUGAGCGAUUCGCUAAGGACCCCGAGCACGCCGGUGCCACUGUGAGCCUUAUGGAUCGGUGGGUAUGGGAUUGCCAUGAGAUCUGCCAUCCAGCCUCCCCACAGCCUUCCAGAGGCACCGCCCCCACUCAGUUCUCCCCCGCCGCCUUGCAGUGGCCCAAGGUGCUGAACGCCCCCCUGUCGGAGGUCGACCCUGAGCUCUAUGACAUCAUUGAGCAUGAGAAGAACCGGCAGUGGAAGGGUCUGGAGCUCAUCCCCUCUGAGAACUUUGUGUCCAAGUCGGUGAUGGAUGCUGUGGGGUCCAUCAUGACCAACAAGUACAGUGAGGGCUACCCCGGCGCGCGCUACUACGGCGGCAACGAGUUCAUUGACCAGGCUGAGUCCCUGUGCCAGAAGCGUGCCCUGGCCGCCUUCCGCCUUGACCCCGCGGAGUGGGGCGUGAACGUGCAGUCCCUGUCGGGCUCGCCAGCCAAUUUCCAGGCAGGUUCCUGUUCAGUGUACACGGCGCUGCUGAAGCCACACGACCGCAUCCUGUCUCUGGACCUCCCCCAUGGCGGUCACCUGUCGCAUGGCUACCAGACCGACACCAAGAAGAUCUCGGCGGUUUCCAUCUUCUUCGAGACCAUGCCCUACCGUCUGAGCGAGGAGACGGGGCUCAUCGACUACGACGCCCUGGAGCGCACAGCCGAGCUGUACAGGCCCAAGCUGAUCGUGGCGGGGGCCUCGGCCUACACGCGCCACUAUGACUACCCGCGCAUGCGCCAGAUCGCGGACCGCCACAAGUCCAUCCUGCUGGCCGACAUGGCCCACAUCUCGGGCCUGGUGGCGGCGGGCGUGGUGCCCUCGCCCUUCGACUACGCCGACGUGGUGACCACCACCACCCACAAGAGCCUGCGCGGGCCGCGCGGGGCCAUGAUCUUCUACCGCAAGGGCGUGAAGGGGCAGGACAAGAAGGGGAACGACAUCAAGUACGACCUGGAGGGCCCCAUCAACUUCUCGGUGUUCCCGGGGCUCCAGGGCGGGCCGCACAACCACACCAUCUCGGGGCUGGCGGUGGCGCUGAAGCAGGCGGCGGGGCCCGAGUUCCGCGCCUACCAGGAGCAGGUGCUGGCCAACUGCCAGGCCCUGGCCAAGGGGCUGCUGGACGCCGGGGUCAACCUGGUGUCGGGAGGGACCGAGAACCACCUGGUGCUGGCCGACCUGCGCCCCCGCGGCGUGGACGGGUCGCGCGUCGAGCGCGUGCUGGAGCUGGCGCACAUCGCGGCCAACAAGAACACGGUGCCGGGGGACGUGUCGGCCAUGGUCCCGGGGGGCCUGCGCAUGGGCACCCCGGCCCUCACCAGCCGCGGCUUCGUGGAGUCCGACUUCGCCAAGGUCGCGGCCUUCGUCAAUAGGGGAGUCGACAUUGCCAAGGAGCUCAAGGGCAAGCACGGCCCCAAGCUGAAGGAUUUCCGUGAUGCCCUGGCCACCGAUGUGAGGCCUGGGAUGGGAGAGGGGAAUGGUGACGGCAUGGCUGUGGGAGUCGACAUUGCCAAGGAGCUCAAGGGCAAGCACGGCCCCAAGCUGAAGGAUUUCCGUGAUGCCCUGGCCACCGAUGUGCCACCCCAGAUCCAGGAGCUGAAGGAGGAGGUGGAGGCGUUUGCCACCCAGUUCCCCACCAUCGGCUUUGAGAAGGCAGACAUGCGCUACAAGGACUGA